Dictyostelium discoideum AX4 is the source of this 1872-nucleotide messenger RNA. It is a transcript of the gene polA2, whose product is annotated as DNA polymerase alpha subunit B. The transcript is spliced from 5 exons. Gene Ontology annotation, biological process: DNA replication. The record is from RefSeq and is a predicted model, not a curated record. The coding region runs from base 1 to 1872 and encodes 623 amino acids. Gene Ontology annotation, molecular function: DNA binding. NCBI's taxonomy places the organism in Eukaryota, Evosea, Eumycetozoa, Dictyosteliales, Dictyosteliaceae. Gene Ontology annotation, cellular component: nucleus.
AUGGACUCAAGUUUAUUUUCUUUAAAGAAUAGUUUUGGUGGUUUUAACGAUGAAGAAUUAUUAAGAGUCCAAAAAAUUAUUGAAGAUUUAGAAUUAACAGAAUCAAUUGUAUCUAAAGAAUGGGUCACUUUUGCCCUUCAAAAAAAGAUAGCUGAAGAUUAUUCAAAACAUUUAGAUCCUUUUAAAGUAUUUUUAAAAAAGAAUAUAAAAAAAUUAAAAGUACAAAAAACAACAGAACAAAUUAAAGAGGUAGCAGAAGAAGAUCCUAAAAUGUUUGAAAAUGUAGAGAUUGAAGAUAUUAUAUUUGAUACAGAUAGUUUAGUAGAUGAAAGUGAAAUUCCGAAAAUAAAAGAUGAACCAAGUUCAUCAGUUGAUGUUUCAACUGCAAGAAAUAAAAAUAAUCAUAAUAAUAAUAAUAAUAAUAACCCAAGUUUACCAAAUAAAUCAAUGUUUAAACCAACUAAACAAGAAAUGACAAAUGAUAAUAUUAAAAAAGUAGUGAUAGCAGAUGAUAUUGGUGAUUUUGAUUUUACAACAGCAAACCAACCAAUUAAACAAUCAAAUCCAACUCAAUUAUUAAACUAUAAAGAGAGAAAGAAUAUUGGUGGUAUAAGUUAUUCAAUGAAUAAUAAUGAAGAACUUAAAACAGAUUUAUCAUUGAGAGAGAAGAAAUCAUGUGAUUUAAAAGGUGCUGGUGAGGAAUUUUAUCCAAUUAAAUAUCAUAGGGAUACAUUGGAACAAAGAACAAAGAUCCUAAAAGAAUCUGUACAAUCCAAUAACUAUACAUUCCCUGUUUCAUUAGAUUGUCAAGAUGAUGAAUCAAUCGUUAGAUCAGUUGGUAGAGUUUGGAUGUACGAUCAAGAGACAAUCCUUUCAAAGAGAUUCUAUCUAUUAGGUAAUGAAAGGGAUAGCAGUAGCAGUGGUGGUAGUAGUGGUUCAGCUUCAAUCUUUUCAUUAGAGAAUAAUAUUCCAGACUAUUCAAUGUUCUCUGGUCAAGUGGUUAUGGCAGAGUCAAAGAAAAUCGCAGGUUCUCAUUUCUAUUACACAAAUAAACUCUACACUCCAAAUCCAUUACCUUUCUUUUCACAAAGAAAAGAAUGUGGUGAUAUCAAUGUUAUGAUUGCAUCAGGUCCUUUUGAUUUACAAAAAUCAACACCAGAUUAUACACCAUUGGAUGAUCUAUGUAACGUUGUUUCAAAUAAAAAACCUCAUAUCUUAUUUUUAAUGGGUCCUUUCAUCGAUGAAUCAAAUGUACACAUUAAGAAAUACUCUGAAACUUUUAGCGAACUUUUCAAUAACCUUAUGAAAAAAUUAAAUGAUAAUAUACCUUCAACUACAAAAGUUUUAAUUGUACCAUCUCUAAAUGAUGUUGAUCAUGAAUAUAUUUUCCCUCAACCACCUUAUGUUCCUUCUGUAAAUUUAAAUUCUAAUAUUCUAUUUGUACCAAAUCCAUUCACUUUAAUAAUUAAUGAAUCUUUUACAAUUGGUAUUACUUCUUCUGAUAUUUAUAAUAAUUUAGUAUCAAAAGCACAUUUUAAAAAUAAACAUACGCCAGAAGAUAUUUUCAAUAUGAUAAUAAAUCAAAAUAAUUAUUAUCCAAUGCAUCCAGCUCAAGCACCAAUUUCUAUGAGAUAUUUACAACAUUUAAAUUUUCCAGGUUUUACACCAGAUAUUUUAGUAGUUCCAAAAAAUUCACCAAUCGCUGCCAUAUCAAAUGAUGUCCUCUGUUUGGGUGUUCCACCUAUUGUUGGUAAUAAAUCAACAUUCGGUAGUUAUGCAGAACUCACAGUCACCAAAUCAAAACAAUCCCUUGCUUUUGAUAAUAAUAUACCUGUAUCAAAAAGAACAAUUGUUAAUUUUAAAAAUAUUUAA